GCCACUUGGUUUCAAGUGUGUGAAGAGUUUUGUGAGGGUUUUGCUGCGAAACUGUAUCAGGAGAAAAAUGAUAUAGGUAAUUUGUGUUUUGUUGCUGGUUCAAAAUUCAUGAAAAGGAGAAAGGGUAUUAAAGAUUCCUUUAUUAAAUGUGAAAGGAAACGCACAAAAUCAGGGCAAGGAGCGAUUUCGUCUAGAAGGUAUAUAUACGCCCGUCAACUGUCGGUCCCUGCAAACACAGUAGAUCCAGGUCCCACGCAAACUCAUGUCGAUGAUAAUGGACUUGCUGGUAGUGAAACUGCGGAUGAACUGACAGCAGAAACAUCAUCACCUGCAAAGAGUGAGCCCGCUGUCAAACGACGCAGGAUAAUUGAAGAUUCUUUAUUAAAAUUCAAGAAUACUCCCGUACCGUCAACUUCACCCGAAGCACCGGAUAAUGAGAAAUUAUUUUUAGAGUCACUGGUUCCUGCAGUUAAGACGUUUCCUUUGGACGUUAAAUUGGAGCUUAGGUGCGAGGUGAUGAAACAUGAAUGA
Molecule: messenger RNA, 531 nt
Organism: Schistocerca cancellata (South American locust)
Lineage: Eukaryota; Metazoa; Arthropoda; Insecta; Orthoptera; Acrididae
Exons: 2
Molecular function (GO): DNA binding
Source: RefSeq, a predicted model, not a curated record